CAAGAGGGGCCCGCGGCCCGAGGCCCCCCCCGGGAGGCCGGUCCCGCGGAGACCCCGCCCGGCCGCCGCAGGGCGCGGCCGCCAGCCAUGCCCGGCGGCCUGCCCUCGCCCACCGCGGGCCGCGGAGCGGCGCCGGUCUCGCCGGGCAGGCCUGGACAGGUCGAGAGGCGGCGGUCCAGCGGCGUCGGCGCCUGGGAGCCCCUGCCGUCCGUGGCGGGCGCCGAGCCGAGAACCCCCGCCAGGAAAGACCCGGCUGCGACGUCAUCGUCAACAAAGCGGCCAUCCGACAAGGGCUCCAGCGCUGCCGUCGCGUCGUCCACGAAGCUGCCGGCGGCGGGCGGCAAGAAGGCGCCCCCGAAGGUGGGCGCCGACGGCUCGCUGCCAGAGCGGCUGACGGCGGCGUUCGCAGUGCUGGACCUGAACGGGGAUGGGGUCAUCGACGAAUCGGAGAUGAUCGAUGUGCUCAGCGGCCUGGACUCUAAGCUGUUUACGGCCUCGACCGUCCGCAAGUUGUUCAGGGCGGCCGACGUCGACUCCGACGGGCUCGUGCACUACGCGGAGUUCGUCUCUUGGGUCUGCAAUGGCGCGACACAGGACUUGGGCAUCGCCAGCAAGCUGAUGAAGGCUGGCAAGAGCAAGGAGGAGGCCGCGAAGUCCCCCGCCGACGACGCCGCUGUCAAGCCCCCGCCGGCGCCGAAGCCCGAGGUGAUUACCCGGAAGAGGUCGUCGCUGAACCCCAGCAGAGACCUGACGGUGAUGAAGAGGUACACCAUGUUCAUGACAGAGGACGCUUUCAUGGGCGAGGGCACCUCGAGCAUCUGCCGGAAGGGCCUCGACACCGAAACGCAGAAGAUGGUGGCGAUCAAGACGUACAAGGCGAAGAGGAACAGCGACAAGGUGGCGCUGGUGAAGUUCAAGAGGCAGAUCGAGGUGCUGGAGGAGCUCAAGCGCCCCUUCGAGAAGCCAGCCGACCCCAAGCUGUGGAGCAAGGAGCUUGCCGCUGCGGGGCCCGAGCAGGUCUUCAUGCAGCUGCUCGACUACUCGAAGGAUGCGAAGGGGCAGCCUGGGCCUGACCCCACCGACGGCCAGCUGUACGUCGUCACCGAAAUCGCGCAGUACAGCCUGAAGGACUACAUCAAGACGCGAAAAGAGGAGGACAGGCCCAUGUCCAAGGAGACGGUGAAAACCCUCGUGAGGUCCAUCAUCUUGGUGACGGCUGGCCUGCAUGCAAAGGGCCUGGUGCACAUGGACCUGAAGCCAGAGAACCUUAUGAUUUUCGAUGGCGUCCUCAAGCUGAUCGACGUGGAUGGCUGCAUAAAAAUCGGCACCACCAUCUCGAUCGAUGACGAGUCCCUUUCCUUUUCCCCAGUGUAUUGCGCGCCUGAGUGGGCGAACUUCCUGAUCGAGGAGGACGAGGAGGAGCAGGGCCUCACCGCGUCGCCCGCCCUGGACGUGUGGAGCAUCGGCAUGACGCUGAUGGAGCUCGUCACCCUCGACCCGGUGUUGAAACCACAAUACGCAAGCUUCUUCCGGCACGGGCGCGAGCGCGAGGAGGCGAGCUUCUUGUUUUUCGAUUGGCUCAGCAGCUUGCAGAAGGCGCCGCUGCCACGGCAGGUCAAGGAGCACGACGCCGAGCUCACGCGGUUGUUGGACGAGAGCCUGUUGGUCUGCGAUCCCAAGAGGAGACGAACCCUGGCGGAAUGCCUCGACCACCCCUUCGUGGCGACCAGCAAGUUGCUGAGGAGCAAGUCGGGGCCACUCUCGCAGUCGGGCGAUGGCCUGCCCUCGGAGUCCCUGCGGCACCGGCGCAACCGCGUGGAGGACAACUCCGAGAGGUACAUCCUGAAGGGAGUCCUCUGGAAGCUCAACAACAAGGGCGACCCGAUGGACGCCUCUCACUGGCUGCAGCGCGACAUAUGGAUCGGGAACAACGGCGCGCUGUGCUACUUCAGCCACAAGGACAACAAGCGCUUGAAGUUGAUGGACGAGGGGCUGCUCCACGAGGCUACUGUGACCAGGUUCGAGGGCAGCGCUAGGGAGCACGCCUUCCAGGUCUACACGCCCGACCAGAGCCUGAUCUUCGCGUCCGAGUCUGAGGACGACUGCAGCAAAUGGAUGGAGGCUUGCACUCGCGCCAGGCACGACGUGAUCAAGACGAUGCGUUUCGGCGGCACAAUGGCCAAGGAUCUGAGGCGGUUCCGGCUCAAGGUGCGCAACCGCAGGAAGGCCUUGGACGAGAAGAUGAUGUCUACCGAGGGCUACAAGCCCAGGUUCAAGGGCUUCCUCUGGAAGCUCAAGGCUGACGGCGACGUGGACGUCACCGAGGACUGGAUCAGUCGGGAGUUUUGGCUGUCGAAGAACGGCAGCCUCGUGUACUGGAGCGCCAGGGAGGAGCGGGAGCUGGUC
Messenger RNA from Prorocentrum cordatum, 2406 nucleotides. Lineage: Eukaryota; Dinophyceae; Prorocentrales; Prorocentraceae. The record is from the annotation of a GenBank genome assembly.